AUGUCUGCCCAUUAUUUCGACAGUUUCACAUCUGCCAGUCAGUUCACUGGCUCGAAUGUGAAACAUAUUUCCCGGCUAUCAAUGACUUCCGCAAGUGGAUGGGGGCGAAAACAUCUGCUUGCCUGUCGCGUUGUAGUACGACAAGCGAGGCACAAUAUUCUUCCAAUUUUGUCUCCCUACUCAAAAUCUUCCGACACAACGUCCCCGGUUGAGAUUGUGAAAUUUGUGAAUGGCCCCGAUCACAUUCAGCAUUUUGAGAGAAGUGAGCACAGCCUUGUACGAGAUUUUGGCUAUAGCAUUUCGCUCGCUCAAACAUGGGCAGCGUUGGCAGCAUUCAAGGGCAGCCGUGACUCUCAGAGAACACAGCAGUCGAUUGGUCCCAGCAAUUCCGACGAUGGCAACCAUUCUGAGGAUUCCAACGCAGAUUAUGAUUCUCUGAUGGAUACUGAAUCUGACGGUGACGGCAACUCUGGGGGUAUGGGAAGACCGGCGCGUGAAAUAAGACCCAGUCGAGAUUCAGAAUUCGUCCAUUCUGGGGAAAUGCAAGUUGGUUCUAGCAGUCCACAGGCUGCGAGUUCUCAAGAUGCAUCGUCUACUGGUCACAUCGACAAUGCGGAACACCAUCUCCGAGGGACAGUCGAAGAUGACACUCUGCGCCUCUUAUCCUGCGUCAUCCGACAUAUUCUUUAUUUUGGGUCACCUCAAGACUGGAAGAAUAUGUCGAGGGUUGUUGAAUUUCGGGACGUCAAGUUACAAGCCAGCGCACACCUACCUUCGAUAAACAAAUCGAUAAAUGCCAUCGAUGACGGAGGCCUUUGCCUACGCAUCCAGGAUGAAGGCUCUUUUACACUCCUCGACGAUCGCGUGGCGAUUUUGGAAGCAAAGAGAGACUUCGAUUCGCUUGAGGAGGGCAAACCGAUCAUCUCGGACCGAUGUCUAGCCCAGAUGACCUGCGAGGCCCUAGUGGCUAGGUCAGUUAGUUCUGAACCCCGUGAGAGAGUUAUAGUCAUCCACGCUACGCAGAACUACAUUUGCUUUCUCGAAUUCAAAAUUAGCGAUGAGUAUAUUCAGGAUUUGGGUUCGGAGUCGCCAAGCUCAUGCAUUACCGUGGUGGCCACCCCCUGGUACGACCUGAGCAGUGCAUCCAAUAGGAAACAGGUAGUUCUCAAUUUGUGUGCCCUGAUGCGUUGGGGAGGAGCGAGGAAGUGA
Penicillium mononematosum is the source of this 1209-nucleotide messenger RNA. RefSeq lists its product as uncharacterized. The coding region runs from base 1 to 1209 and encodes 402 amino acids. The transcript has a single exon. The record is from RefSeq and is a predicted model, not a curated record. Lineage: Eukaryota; Fungi; Ascomycota; Eurotiomycetes; Eurotiales; Aspergillaceae.